This is a messenger RNA of Dioscorea cayenensis subsp. rotundata (Guinea yam), 1024 nucleotides long. Its product is annotated as 30S ribosomal protein S6. Gene Ontology annotation, biological process: translation. Gene Ontology annotation, molecular function: small ribosomal subunit rRNA binding; structural constituent of ribosome. The transcript has 5 exons. Gene Ontology annotation, cellular component: cytosolic small ribosomal subunit; ribosome. The record is from RefSeq and is a predicted model, not a curated record. Bases 35 to 940 code for a protein of 301 amino acids. NCBI's taxonomy places the organism in Eukaryota, Viridiplantae, Streptophyta, Magnoliopsida, Dioscoreales, Dioscoreaceae.
UCAGCUCUUUAUCCAGUUCUCGCCUUCUCAAGCCAUGGAGCUCUCACUCAUGGCGUCGUCCUCCUCUCCUACCCGCCUCCUUCCACUAGCUCAAUCCCUGCAUCUACUCCAAAGAGAGAUCCAUGUCCCCAUCUGGUCGAAGCCCUUCUCUUCACUUAAGGUGCAUCUUAGCGAGAGGAGUAGAAGGAGCCUGGUGGUUGCCGGGGCGAAGAAUAAGAAGAAGAACAAGAGCAGCGAGAAGGUUGAUGAUCAUAGCUUUGUUUCGAGACCAGAUGAGGCCACCGGACCCUUCCCUGAAGCCGUACUACUUAAAAAGAAAGUUGUGAAGGAAGAUGGUAGAGUUUUACCUGAAUUUGCUGAUGCAGAGGAAGAGGAGCUGUAUGAGUUUCUCAAACUUCAGCUUGAGAGUGAUUUGAAUCUCGAAAGAAUGCGUCACUAUGAAAUGGUCUAUUUGAUUCAUGAAGAUAACAUUGAGGAGGUUCCCAGUGUCAUUUCAAAAGUUGAAGAGUUCAUCAGAGAAAAGAAAGGCAGAAUUUGGAGGCUGAACAAUUGGGGACUUCGGAGAUUGGCAUACAAGAUUAGGAAAGCAAAUAAAGCUAAUUAUGUCUUGAUGAACUUUGAGCUCGAAGCAAAACACAUUAAUGAGUUCAAGAGCAUGCUCGACAAAGACGAGCGAAUUAUUCGGCACCUCGUGAUGAAGCAAGACGAAGCCAUUACUGAAGACUGCCCUCCGCCUCCUGAAUUUCACACCUUGCGCGGAGGAAUGGAUGAGGAAGAUGAUGACAUCGAUGACGAAGAUGAUUGGGAAGAUGACGACGGCUUGGAAGACUAUGAUGAUGACAAAGAAAACAUUAUAAUUGUCGAUGAUGAUGAUGAUGAUGAUCAAGGAGGUCAAAAUAGAAGUAUGAAAACACUAGAGGCUAAGAAAAUGGCUUUGUAGUUUGCUAACUUCAUCGACACAUUGUAAUGUAAUUUGGAGUGGAUCUUUAAAUGAUGAUCUAAAAACUUUAAUUCUCUGAUACAA